UGUCCCUCCAUGUCUGAAGAAGUCACUUACGCGGAUCUAAACUUCCAGAACUCGGGAAAGACGCAGAAGAUCCAGGAGUUGGACCCAGUGGAGACCAAAGAGCCUCCGGCACCUUCCCAUGUAUGGACUAAAAUAGCCCUGGGUCUGACUUUCCUCCUCUUUCUCCUCCUCCUCCUUGGACUAGGAAUCUUGGGGAGCGUGAUUUAUAAACUGCAAAAUGCCCAAGAAGAUCUUCAGAGAAACGUGUCCCUACAACAAAUGGGGAAUGUCAACAGUUCUGAGAAGAUCCAGAACCUCUCUAUCGCAUUGCAAACCAUGGCCACCAGGCUGUGUCGUGAGCUACAGAAAAAAGAGCAAGGGCACAAAUGUAAACCUUGUCCACAGGAUUGGGAAUGGCAUGCAAAUAGAUGUUAUCGUCUGUCUUCUGUUCCUGACACGUGGGAAAAUAGCCAAAAGUCAUGUGCUCACCACAAUGCCAGCCUGCUGAAGAUUAACAACAAGGAUGCACAGGAUUUUGUAAAGUCCCUGAGGAACAACUAUUGGCUUGGAGCAUCUCCUAGACAAUCUAGCUCAUACUACGAUGUGAAAGUGGAUGACAGUAUUAUGUCUAAUAUCUGGUCAAAAAGUAACCUGACUGACUUAAAUAAAGCAUAUUGUGGAUAUUUGAACAGAAAAUAUAUUUAUUAUUAUCCCUGUUCUGAACAGAAAUAUGCAAUAUGUGAGAAAAUGUCUGGUCCGGUACGGGUGGAAAGUGUGCUAGGUUAAAGUUCACGAUGGAAGCCUGUGGUUGGUAAAACAAUGACUUUCCUUCAGAUCCUAUUCUGAUUAUAUUACGGAUGUUAGCAUGUGUCUCCUGGACCACACAAACAGAAUAAAUGC
This is a messenger RNA of Dipodomys ordii (Ord's kangaroo rat), 879 nucleotides long. RefSeq names its product C-type lectin domain family 12 member A-like. The record is from RefSeq and is a predicted model, not a curated record. The transcript has 6 exons. Gene Ontology annotation, molecular function: signaling receptor regulator activity. Bases 10 to 765 code for a protein of 251 amino acids. NCBI's taxonomy places the organism in Eukaryota, Metazoa, Chordata, Mammalia, Rodentia, Heteromyidae.